This is a messenger RNA of Ictalurus furcatus (blue catfish), 2662 nucleotides long. Its product is annotated as myelin protein zero-like protein 2. Bases 157 to 762 code for a protein of 201 amino acids. Gene Ontology annotation, biological process: cell-cell adhesion. Gene Ontology annotation, cellular component: membrane. NCBI's taxonomy places the organism in Eukaryota, Metazoa, Chordata, Actinopteri, Siluriformes, Ictaluridae. The transcript has 4 exons. The record is from RefSeq and is a predicted model, not a curated record.
GGAGGGAGGGAGUGAAGGAGUGAGUGAGAGACAGGGCUUCCUAUCAUUAUAACCCGCUGUGUUAGUCACCGUGUUAAAGCAGGAGCCUGUCGGGGAUUGGGAAGGCGACGUAAAUCCUUCUCGGAGUAAACAGGAGUGUCUCCAAACUUUUUCCACAUGUGUGUCAAACGGGUUCUUCACUUCCUCCUCUUCCUCCCGGUGUUGCUCUUCACUUCAGGAUGGCAGGGCGUGGCUGCGAUGCAAGUGUACACGUCGGGUCGCGUGCAGGCGGUGAACGGCACGGACGUCCGGUUGAAGUGCACGUUCCAGAGCUCGCACCCGAUCAAACGCUCGACUCUGACCAUCUCCUGGAGUUUCAGGCCUCUCCGCCCCGGCAAUGAGGAGACUGUGUUCUACUUCCAUGAGAAGGCGUUUCCUCCAAGCGAGGGUCGUUUCCAGAAGAAGGUGGUGUUUGUGGGGGACGUUUUGUCGAGUGACGCCUCCAUCUUGGUCCGGGACGUGAUGUUCAGCUACAACGGGACAUUCAGCUGCCAGGUGAAGAACCCGCCCGACGUCCAUGGGAAUGUUGGAGAAAUUCAACUACGGGUCGUCGCUUCAGCUCCUUUCUCUGAGAUCGUUAUUCUCGCCGUGGCCAUCGGCGGUGCUGUGCUGCUGGCGAUCGUUAUCCUGGCCAUCUGCAUGUUCGUACGCCAGUGUCGGAAAAUGAAAAGGAUGGAGCAAGAACGAGUCCCUCAAGAACGAAAAGACCUUGUGGUAUGGUGAGAGACGCAGCGACGAAUGGGGUGGAGGAACGAAAGUGAAGGACAAUGUGACGAUAAAGGGAGAGCAUGUAUUCAUCAAAUCUGCACUUCCUCUCCAGUGCCCCCUCUGGCAUGGAUGUGCUGUAUGUGUGUAUUGAUUUUGUUACAUGGUGUGUGUGGGAGAGAGAGAGAGAGAGAGAGAGAGAGAGAGAAUGUGUGCCUUCUAAUACUGUUUCCAAUACACUCUUAUGGACUCAAAAGUCAAUUCAGCUGAAAUAGAUUUGACCUUGACAGCAAGGACAAUGCACAUGAAGCGAUUUGCUAUCAUAUUAAGCUGAUAUAAACACCAUGAACCACUGUUUUUUUAUCUACUUGUACACACUUGAUUUCCUUACAAUCCUACUGGCACACUGUUUAGCUAAUUUUAUUACCAGCCAGCAGAGUAAAGCAACAAAAAGUCAUAAUUACAUCUAUAAAGUGAAUGCAGCUUGUUAACUACAAUGCCAAGGAUUGAGGAUUAGCCUUUACUAUAACGCUAGUUAAUAAGUCGUGCUACCUUCAUACCAUGUGCAAAAAUUCAGAAGGAUGGAAAAACCUCCCUAUUAUUGAACCUCAUUUAAGUAUAAUGCUAGUUUCUGGGUUAGCCUGUUUACUAUAAUGCUAGUUUGUGGAUUAGCCUGUUUACUGUAAUGCUAGAUUGUGGAUUAGCCUGUUUACUGUAAUGCUAGAUUGUGGAUUAGCCCGUUUACUGUAAUGCUAGUUUGUGGGUUAGUCUGUUUCCUGUAAUGCUAGUUUGUGGUUUAGCCUGUUUCCUGUAAUGCUAGUCUGUGGGAAUGGAGAGGGGAGGAAUGUAACAGUUUGUCUGAUAGUGAUGACUUUAAUAAAAUCGAUAUGCCUUAUAUUACACUGUAUACUGUAUAAGCUUUAUGUAUGAUUUAAUUCAUAUUUUAGAAUCUUUUGUUUAAUUCUAGCUACUCUGCAAAAACACUGCCGCACAAUUCCACCCCUCUCUCUUUUGGACACCAUGCUGUUUUUAAUCUCGCUCUUUUUUUUGGCAAGCAAAAUCAGGAGGCCCCCCCCCUUCAUCCUGCACAGACGGGGAGGAAAAGCUAUUACUUUGUCUUUACUUCAGAUUUCUUCAGCUUUCUUCGUUUAAUUUGUUUUGUGAUUUUGUGUAAAUGAUUCCCCUGCUGAAAAAAACAGCUAAAACCAGCCUAAGCUUGUUGGCUGGUCUUAGCUGGUCUCCCAGCCUGGUCUUAGCUGGUAGAGCAGGCUGGUUUUAGAGGUGUUUUGGCCACUUUUAUUUUAGCUGGUCAGGCUGGUCUUAGAUGUCUUAGUUGGUCAGUGUUGGUCCCAAAUUUUUUGAGACGUCCUGUGGCCAUCACAUUCAAAAUUACCUUUUUUUUUUUUUUUUUCUUAAAAUGGUACAUUUGCUCAGUUUAAACAUUUGAUAUGUUUUCCAUGUUCUACUGUGAAUAACAUAUAGGUUUGUGGGAUUUGCAAAUCAUUGCAUUCUGUUUUUAUUUACAUUUUACCCAGCGUCGCAACUUUUUUGGAAUUGGGGUUGUAAAUGGGAACUAAUUGCAGGUAGGAACUAAAGUUGUAAGCGGGAACUGAAGAAACGUCACACCACACAUGCCAUAGGAUUGGUCUGAGGAAUCAUUCAAGCCAAUGGAGGAAACUGGAGUACCUGGAGGAAACCCAGGGACCCUGGAGCUGUGACUCCUUUGUGCUAAGUACUUUUUUUGGUAUAUAUUAUUAAUAAAAAUGUGGGUCCCUUAAUCGAGAAACACUGUAUCCGAGCACGCAUGAGAGUGCUGAGUGUGCAUGUGCACUGCGAUUAGUCAGCAUGAUUUGUUUUUCAGCUCCGUGCCUGAACUGGCACCUCGCAGCUUUGAAAUUGAUAUAUAUCUUUUUAAUUU